AUGGAAGAGUACUCUUCAGUUUCUCCGGUCGUUCUUGUUCACAGACCUCCGGCUAUGGAUUUUAUAGAUGAGCCUCUAAGUCACAGCUUCACCGUUCUCUACACCCACACCUCGCCGGAACCACUCCUUGACUUCCUCUCAAGUAACGCCUCCUCCGUUAGAGCCGUCGUCAGCGUUGGGAGGCUUCCGAUCACCGCGGAAUUCAUUUCGAACCUCCCUUCUCUCGAGAUAGUGGUUUGCGCCAGCGUCGGCUUCGAUCACGUCGACCUCGACGAAUGCAGGCGUCGGGGAGUCGCGGUCACGAACGCCGGCGACUCAUAUGGGGAGGACGUGGCGGAUCUUGCGGUUGGUUUGCUUAUUAGCGUCCUCCGCCGCAUUCCCGCCCUAGAUAGAUACAUCCGGUCUGGUCAGUGGACGAGACUCUGGGACUAUCCAAUUGGGUUCAAGUUAGACCAAAAGAAAGUGGGGAUAGUUGGAUUGGGAAGCAUAGGCUCCCUAGUCGCCAAAAGGCUCGAACCCUUUGGCUGUAUCAUCUCUUACAACUCGAGAAGCCCAAAGCCAGACAACGUACCAUACUUUUACUACCCCGACAUUCUCUCUUUAGCAGCUGACAACGAUAUCCUAAUCCUCUGCUGCUCUCUAACUGAUGAAACACACCACAUUGUGGACAGAGAGGUGAUGGAAACACUUGGGAAGAAUGGGAUUAUUAUAAACAUCGGGCGAGGCGGUCUUGUCGAUGAGAAGGAGAUGGUGAAGUGUCUGGUCGAAGGAGUGAUCUGGGGAGUGGGUUUGGAUGUGUUUGAUAACGAACCGGAAGUGCCUGAAGAACUGUUUGGUCUUGAAAAUGUUGUCUUGUCUCCACAUUCUGCUGGAAUGACGGCAGAAUCUUUGAAGAAUGUCACGGAGGUUUCGGUAGCUAACUUGAAAGCCUUCUUCUCGGACCAGCCUUUGAUUUUCACCGUUUAA
Messenger RNA from Microthlaspi erraticum, 966 nucleotides. Lineage: Eukaryota; Viridiplantae; Streptophyta; Magnoliopsida; Brassicales; Brassicaceae. The record is from the annotation of a GenBank genome assembly.